Molecule: messenger RNA, 527 nt
Organism: Musca vetustissima
Lineage: Eukaryota; Metazoa; Arthropoda; Insecta; Diptera; Muscidae
Exons: 1
Coding region: 1-525 (174 amino acids)
Biological process (GO): defense response to bacterium
Cellular component (GO): extracellular region
Source: RefSeq, a predicted model, not a curated record
AUGUUCGCCUUGAAGUUCAGCAUUUUUAUGGCAGGUUGCCUUGCGUUAAGCACUGCCUCACCCAUAGACAUAUUUGAAGACGGAUUUGAAGCCCAGGACAAUCAAUUGGAGCAAUAUGAACCAUUAUUACUUUCUCGCCAUGCUCGUUCUCCCGAUGGUGGUAGUGUUGGAGUGGACUACCGCAAGGAUCAAAAUGGUCGUGUAGCAUCUGUACAAUAUAAACAGAAUAUUUACUCCAAUGGUGAUAGAUCGCUGGAUGCCAAUGCCCAUGCCAGUCGCAAUUUCGAUCACAAUGCAAAUGCUUUUGGUGGUGGUGUACAGGGUAAAUGGUCUGCUGGUAGUGGUGCUUCUGCUGAUUUCAAUAAGGAUCACUUUGGACGUCAAGCUACGGUGCAGUUGAAUCAAAAUUUAUUCACCACUCGUGAUGGUCGUGGUACCAUAGAUGCCUAUGCCCACGGAACACGUAAUUUUGAUCGUAAUUAUAAUAAUUUUGGUGGUGGAUUUCAAGGAAGAUAUAGAUUUUAAAU